AAAAAGCGACCGUUUCGAAAGAAUCUCCUCUCUCCAUGCUCUCGCUCCCUCUGUAAAUCCCCUCCUAUUUUCUUUUGUGUCACAUUUUUUAAUUACCUCUCGUUGAUCACGAAGCUUUUAUCAAUUCUUGAUACGACAUCGUUUGGCGCGUUCCAGUUUUUUCCAUUGAUGUGGAGAUUCAUUGUGAAGUUUCUUUGAGAGAUGGUCACUGGGGGCGGCAAUAUAAACAAGCCACAUACAGUAGAUGAUUUUCAGAGCGAACUGGGAUUGAUUCUACAAUCACAGCGAUGUAAUCAACGCAUAGAAAGGGAUCUUGAUAUAUAUAGGAGUGGUAGUGCUCCACCCACUGUUGAAGGAUCAUUAAGUGCCGUGGGAAGCCUUUUUAGGAACUAUAACUUGAGUGACGUCAAUAGUGUUAGUAACAAUGUGGUUUUGGCUGAAGAUGAGAUUCGCUCGCACCCAUCUUAUCUUUUGUAUUACUAUUCUCAUGAUAACAUUAAUCCAAGAUUGCCCCCACCCUUGUUGUCCAAGGAGGAUUGGCUUGUUGCACAAAGGUUUCAGUCUUCUGGAUCUUCAUUUGGAGGUAUUGGGGACUUGAGGAAUAAUAAGGUGGUUGAUAAUAGUGAUCGUUCUUCGCUGUUUUCAAUGCAGCCGGGACUUUCAGUGCAUAAGGUCGACAAUGAUUUGACAGAAUUGAGGAAUUCAAAUACAACUUGUCUCACUAGGAAUGCUUCGGCCGAGUGGCUUGAUAGAAUUUCAGAUAGUCAUAAAUUGCACGGCUCCAGGCUUGGUCCGAGGAGGAAAAGUUUUGCUGACAUUCUUCAGGAAGGACUUGAUCAGUCCACUUCCAUACCAGGUCACCUACCAUCCCCAGCAAGUCAUAAUGCUUUUGGUGAUCUUCUGGAUGCAACUGGUGUGUGUGAUCCUCAUCAAGCUGGGUUACUCUAUGGAAUGGAAUCCCUUGAAGGCCUGCAUUCAGGAGCAGCUACCACUAGCUUUACAGGAAAUCAAAGCCGCAUUGAUACCUUGUCUCACUCUUUGGUAUCUGCUGUGGGUUCAUCAUUGUCUAGGAGUACAACACCUGAACAGCAGCUGGGUGGGAUGUCUGCUAUUUCAAAUCUACGUCAUGUUGGCAGCAGAGUUGGUCCUAUUGAGAAGAAGAAUGUUGCUGGCAUGAGUUUCCAAAAUGAUCAUUCCUCUGGCAUUACUGAGCUUGGUGAAAUUGGCAACUCGUUGUCUGGGUUAAGCCUUUUGCACACUAGACUCACAGAUCAAGAGAGUCAUGUACGACAUCAACUGCAAAUGGAUCUGGAAAAUGAGCCAGAUUUUCCUUUUAAUGUGCCCAGUAGUGGUGACCAGACUCUGCAGCAGCAACUCAGAGAAAAAUCCAACGUAGUAAAUCUCUCAUUUUCGACCAGCUAUACCGAUAUGCCAACAAACAAUGGGAUCAUACCAAACCGUAAUACUUCUAAGAUAACUUCUAAUGGGGAAGUUAGUAUUUCCAGAAGAAAUUCUUCUACCAAUCUUCACUCAAAAAUGAAUUCCUCGGGCCUUGGAUGUUUGGAAAGAUCACAUGUUCAUAUUCAAAAUGCAAAUGUUCCAAUUGUGGAUUUCACUGGCCGUGUACCUGAUGAUUAUUCAACUCAAAAAUUGAAUUCGGUGAUCAAGAAUCAUCUCGAUAAAGGUGGUCAUGGAAUUGGGCAUGGUUUUAAUAGACUGGGAAAUCAAGCGGGGUCUCUAGACCCAUGUUAUCCUCAGUACUUGCAAAGAAUUUCAGAUUAUGCAACGUGUCCUGUAGCUACUUCUAGUGAUCCUUCAGUUAGAAACUAUUUUGGCGCUUCAGAUGGAGACUUGGACAGGAUUCAGAAAGCUUACCUGGAGACAUUGCUUGUUCAACAGAAGCAACAAUAUGAGUUGCCACUUCUAACCAAAUCUGGUGGUUUGAAUCAGGGAUACCAUAGGAAUUCAUCAUAUGGUCUUAGCAUGCCAUAUCCAGAGAACUCAGUGGCGAAAUCUUCGCUUCCUUCUGUUGGAUCUGGAAGUUUUCAGAGCGAGCGAGCUGCACACUUAGCUCCUAUGAUGAGGAAUUCGAUAGGAGGAUCCAUUGGGUCAUGGCAGUGUGAUAUUGGCAGCAUUGCGGAAAGAAGACCCUCAUCAUCCUCAAUAGAAGGAUUUAAGAACAACAAGACCGGUUCUUUUGAACCUUCAGACAUUGCUGGUCAGGUUGUUGAAUUCAGCACGGAUCAAUAUGGAAGUCGGUUUAUUCAGCAGAAACUAGAAACUGCUUCAGUUGAAGAGAAGAACAAGAUCUUCCCUGAGAUUAUUCCUCAUGCUCGUACCUUGAUGACUGAUGUGUUUGGAAAUUAUGUCAUACAAAAGUUUCUUGAUCAUGGUACAGAAAGUCAAAGAUUGGAGUUAGUCAGUCGACUUAAUGGUCAUGUUUUACCUCUCAGUCUUCAAAUGUAUGGAUGCAGAGUAAUCCAGAAGGCUUUGGAGAUGAUUGAUGUGGAUCGACAGACUCAAAUAGUGGUAGAGCUUAAUGGCUCUGUCAUUAAAUGCAUUCGUGAUCAGAAUGGCAAUCAUGUUAUUCAGAAGUGUAUAGAGUGUGUCCCGGAAGAUCGAAUUCAAUUCAUCAUCUCAGCUUUCUAUGGGCAAGUUUUGGCCCUAUCCACCCAUCCUUAUGGUUGCCGUGUCAUUCAGAGGGUCCUGGAGCAUUGUAAGGACAUGAAUACACAGCAAAUUAUUAUGGAUGAAAUUAUGCAGUCUGUGUACACUUUGGCACAAGAUCAAUAUGGAAAUUAUGUCAUUCAGCAUGUUCUUGAGCAUGGUAAGCCACAAGAACGAUCUGCUAUUAUUAGCAAGCUUGCAGGACAUAUUGUUUUGAUGAGUCAGCAGAAAUUUGCUUCAAAUGUUGUGGAGAAGUGCUUGACAUUUGGUGGCCCUGAGGAGCGCCAACUUUUGGUGAAUGAGAUACUUGGUUCCACUGUUGAAAAUGAGCCCUUGCAGGCUAUGAUGAAAGAUCCAUUUGGAAAUUACGUUGUACAGAAGGUUCUUGAGACCUGCAAUGAUCGAAGUUUGGAGUUAAUUAUUUCUCGCAUUAGGGUUCAUUUGAGUGCCCUGAAGAGGUACACUUACGGUAAACAUAUUGUUUCGCGUGUUGAGAAGCUCAUCACAACUGGAGAAAGGCGCUUAGGAUUGUCAUCUCAGUCUCCUAACGUGAUUUAAUCUGGAAACAUGGAGGGUGCUUUUUCUUUGCCGCCGUAAAACAGCAAAAAAAGCAUGCGUUUUGUACAGCUAACUUGGAAGGUGAUUUUUGCAAGUUUCUCAUAGCUUCGGUCUCUAAAGAGAAGAAGAAAAGAUGUAAAUAAACAGGUCUUCGGAAUAAGAUGUUUUCGUUUUUUGUUAAUAUCUAAUUGUAAAUUCAGCUCACAGAAUAAAAGUUAAGUUCUCAGUCAAGAGAAGAUCAGAGAGGGUAAUUUAUAGUUGAUUAGUCUCUCUUGGAGUACAGGCACAAAUGUAGUCUGUAAAAAAGGAAUGAAAUGUAAAUGUUACUGGCAGAGGUAAAAUAUGAUAUUUGAUCUUUUCGAUUC
Molecule: messenger RNA, 3590 nt
Organism: Populus trichocarpa (black cottonwood)
Lineage: Eukaryota; Viridiplantae; Streptophyta; Magnoliopsida; Malpighiales; Salicaceae
Product: pumilio homolog 4
Exons: 12
Coding region: 202-3225 (1007 amino acids)
Biological process (GO): post-transcriptional regulation of gene expression
Cellular component (GO): cytoplasm
Molecular function (GO): mRNA binding
Source: RefSeq, a predicted model, not a curated record